AUGUCCAGCGACGAGGAGGAGGAGGAGUUGAAUGACCGAAAUAGCCAUUAUGGCUCGUCAUUGCCAGUGCCUUCCAAACAGAGUCAACAGCCACACAUCUCAGCUCUUUCCGCCCGUAGACCUUCCACUGAGUAUCAUGACACAACCUCAGCUGUGAGAUCUUUGGUGACAAGACAGCAAGUGCCAGACUAUAGUAUGGGGUCAACGGUGCAGGCAGGGACACAGAUGGCGACACCGUCGGGGCCAGCUAUGACAGUGAGGUCAGAGGAGCCGCAGUGUGGGGCGAGGGAAGGACAGCCAUGGGGCGACAACCCACCGGGGGCAACCAAGCUCCUCCGACAUCGAACAACACACCAGUCGUCUCCAGACAGCUCCCUCCAAAAGUCUACGGUCCUCUUGGAUUCAGACCUAUCAACUUUUCCCUUAACAGACCCAGAGCUGUUCCGUCCACCUGAGCCCUCACCUGGCGGACUUGCUGCCAAAGAACAGCCAAGUGCAUGACCAGACCUUGUGUCCAGUCGACAGUCGCCGGCACAGUACUACAUCUCGUGUCCUGUCGACUGAAUAAGGGAACAAACAAACAAUAUAAAAAGGUCUGAUAGUCUUUUUACACUAAGCCCUAUACAGUAUACUGUGAAUGUACAGAGACUAUUUUUAAUGCUUAUAUUUAUAUUCGGGAAUAUAUAUAAUAAAAUAUGGUUUAUAUUAUGGCUUUGUGUACAAAAAUAAACGACUCUAAAGUAUGUC
This is a messenger RNA of Pomacea canaliculata, 747 nucleotides long. RefSeq lists its product as uncharacterized. Bases 1 to 501 code for a protein of 166 amino acids. The record is from RefSeq and is a predicted model, not a curated record. The transcript is spliced from 2 exons. Lineage: Eukaryota; Metazoa; Mollusca; Gastropoda; Architaenioglossa; Ampullariidae.